ACUUACGUAAAAUGAUAUCCCAAUCUAAAUCAAUCCAUCUGGAUGUAAUCUGUUAGCUCUGGAUCUAAUCUGAUUUCUUAAUUCGAGUGUUUUUUUUAUUCCAUUUCAUAGCGAGACCGUGUGAUUUGGCGAUUCGGUUGGAUGUAUAAUCCAGUGCCGAUGCGUUUCCGAUAAGAUCCAAACGGUUAUCUGAUCCGUCUCGAGCUUCGGCGUCCCGCGAAGGCCAAGGGGCAAGGGCUCAACCCUCCCCUUUCCGGCACGUCGUUCCCUCCCGGCCCGCCGUUACCCGCUCGAUGGAGGAGAACGCGGAUUGCCUAAAACCCUAAACCCUUGCUCGCCGAAUCGAGGGCAUCUCCACCGCCGCUGCUCCGCGGUCAAGCGGCAGUAUGCCGUGGCCCGUCUACCUCCUCCGCCGUCCCUCGCCUCUGCGAUCGGCGUCCCCGGCGGUCCGCCUCCUCUCGCAGUCGUGCGGCGUCCUCAAGAAGCAGGAUCGCGUCCGCGAUCAUGGGUUCGACAAUUACAUGGAGGUACACAAGAAGGUCCGGAAGGUCCUCAAGUUCCAGGAGCUCAUCCAGAGCCAGCCCGGCCGCAGCAUCUGCGUUGCCCGCCUAGACUCCCUCGCCCGCCGCCUCGGCUUCCGCCAGUUCGAGUCCGGCGCCUUCAUCCUCCGAUUCCCUCACGUCUUCGACGUCUACGAGCACCCCGUCCAGCGCAACCUGUGGUGCCGUCUGACCCGCUCUGCUUCUCGUCAGAUCGCCGCCGAGUCCUCCGCCCUCGCCGCCCAGCUCCCCGACGCCGUCAUCCGCCUCCGCAGGCUCCUCAUGAUGUCGAGCACCGGCCGCCUCCGCCUCGACCACAUCCGCGUCGCCCGCUAUGACCUCGGCCUCCCAGACGACUUCGAGCAGUCGGCCAUCCUCGCGAACCCUAGCUUCUUCCGCGUCUGCGGCAGCGCCGGUGGCCCGAAGUUUGUCGAGAUAGUCGAUCGGGACCCUGAAUUGGCCUGCUGCGAGAUCGAGCGGCUGCGGGAGCGGGAGUACCGUGAACGGGGGAAGGACGCGGAGAGCAUCCGCUUCUCCUUCAUCGUCAAUUUUCCUCCCGGGUUCAAGAUCAGCAAGUACUAUAAGAUCGCCGUGUGGAAAUGGCAGCGACUGCCGUACUGGUCGCCUUACGAGGACGUCAGCGGCUAUGAUCUGAGGUCUCUCGAGGCGCAGCGGCGGAUGGAGAAGCGGGCGGUGGCCACCAUACACGAGCUGGUCUGCCUCACUGUGGAGAAGAAGAUCACAUUGGAGAGGAUCGCCCAUUUCAGGAACGAGUUCAAUUUGCCAAAGAAACUGAAGGAUUUCCUACUCCAGCAUCAGGGGAUCUUCUACAUCUCGACGAGGGGGAACCAUGGCAAGCUUCACACGAUCUUCCUCCGUGAGGCGUAUCGCAGAGGAGAUUUAAUCGAGCCUAACGACUUGUAUAUGGCCAGGAGGGGUCUGAUCGAUUUGAUCCUUGCGGGCCCAAGGAAGACGAGAAUGGACAGAGAGCUCUGCCAUUUCAGGAGGGAUAGGGAGGACGACGAUGGAUUUAGACGGUACAUUGACGAUAGUUGUAGGCGGGAUUUGGAAGAGGAGAUUCCCCGAGUUGGAUUUGAAAGUGGGGUAGCUCUUAGUGGCGGUGAAACAUGUGUUAAUGAUGAAGAAGGUGGAGACAUGCAUUUGAGCUUUCAGGAAGAAGGGAAUUUGGAAUUGAGUGGUGAAGAGAAGUCUGGCUGCGAGUCAGAUUAUGUGAGCUCUGAAGACAGUGAUUAUGGGGAAGAUGGUGACAGCAGUAAGGAUGGGGAUUCCGCCGAGGAAAUGGCGUAUGAUGGAAGCUAUGGUAAAUAAUGUCGUGCUACUACGGACAGAAGAUCAAAUGUACCUUGAGAACGCCUGCUACAGUUGCUACUGGUGCGUUGUUUGUGGGGACGCGCUUUGACACCACACGGAUUGGAAAAAAUCAUCGGAAGAAGGCGGAAAUAUUGGUCGGGAAAAUCCUGGAGGCUUUCCUAACGCGUCGGAUAUGCUGCACGUAUGCUGUUGUAAAACUCAGAGGCACUUUCUCUGGGCACUGAGUAAAGUCUUCUCUUUACUUUGGCCUUGCUAUAGAAGCAAGAAGCCCUAAAUAUUGAAGUCUUGUAAAGAAAAGCUCAAGGCUUGGUCUGGGGAAAAUUUAUAUGAGGAUGGACUAACAGAUUGCUUGCUAACAUACAGUUACAAUCCAAGCAAAAUUCAGAGCAGGAAGCUAAAUGUACUGAUUCCUAUGUAUAUCUCAUUGAUGGGAAUGGUCUUUCACGCCGAGUAUGCAGUCAGAAUUGCUGGCCGAAAGUCAUUUUUCAUAAAGGUUCUGAUAGCUUUUUCGUCGAGGAAGCAUUUUGAUAGCCUUCACUUGAUGUGUGUAGCAGGUUUUUGACUUACUGCUUUCGAUGGUCUUGUUGAUUUAUCAUAAACUUCAAGUAGGGACUACACUGUGUCUGCUGCUGAAGGUUGUAAUUCUUGCAAGAAAUGACCUGUUCCUGCCAAAAGUUUGAUGGUAUUUUACCCGAAGGACAGCACUUCAUUGAAUUGGGAGGCACCGGUUAACAGCGUCAGCUUGAUAUAUUUUUUCCUUUCUUUGCUAAUCGAUUGGUAUGUCAUAUCGUAUUUGCUGUAUUGGUCGCUCUUCUUUCCUGAACAAGCCUCCAAAAGUUGGACACUGCUGAAGAAGUUUUGGGAAGCGAAACAGCAGUUAGCUACAGUAGCAAUCUGAACAAAGAUCUUGGCAAAGACUGAAGCUAAGUCGAAUGCUACUUGCUUUUUGCGUUUGCACAAUCCAUUCCCUAUCCACAGUUCCUCAGUUAAAGGUGUAUAUUCUUAAUUUGGUUUGAACCAUCGGAUAACUUAUUGCUAUGUUUGCUUGCACCAUAUUGUAGUUUCUGAUGUGUUAGUAAUUUAGUAUCAUCAAAUCGUUUGAUUAAGAAGAUCACAGUUAACCUGAAGUUGUGAUUGUAGCUCGUUGAAGCCGAAUAAUAAGAAUUCUUGGUUGGCUCUUUCA
Molecule: messenger RNA, 3054 nt
Organism: Nymphaea colorata (pocket water lily)
Lineage: Eukaryota; Viridiplantae; Streptophyta; Magnoliopsida; Nymphaeales; Nymphaeaceae
Product: protein ROOT PRIMORDIUM DEFECTIVE 1
Exons: 1
Coding region: 387-1868 (493 amino acids)
Molecular function (GO): RNA binding
Source: RefSeq, a predicted model, not a curated record